This is a messenger RNA of Desarmillaria tabescens, 1799 nucleotides long. RefSeq lists its product as uncharacterized. The transcript is spliced from 3 exons. Lineage: Eukaryota; Fungi; Basidiomycota; Agaricomycetes; Agaricales; Physalacriaceae. The coding region runs from base 185 to 1333 and encodes 382 amino acids. The record is from RefSeq and is a predicted model, not a curated record.
GCUACGUGUCGGCCCGAGCGCACAAACGUCAUCGAUCCAAUCAGGGUCCUGGGCCGGGUUUUGAUCCCGGCCUCUUACUGUGCACUGCCAUUCGCACAUCCACUUUUAUAUCUUUCUCUGAGGCUGGAGCCUUCUUGCGCAUUCGCUUUCUCCUCCUUACCACGACCUUGGAGUCGAUUUUUUUAUGUCCGAUUCACUUCCUCAAGAAAUCGUCGACGCUAUUAUCGAUGAACUCAAGGACUACCAGCAUGACCUUAAGUCCUGCUCACUGACGUGUCGGUCCUUCGUUCCCCAAACCCGUGUCCAUCUAUUCACGACGAUUGAGCUUUCAAGCAACAAGCGAUGCCAACAGUUCGUAUCCAUGCGGUCCUCUUCCCCUCACGACCUCUCUGUCUAUAUCAAAGGUCUCAGGAUCAAUUUCCUCCGGAGCGACCUCACUUCUCAAAACCUUCUUGGUGUUCUAGCAUCCUUAACAGUGCACCACAUCACGCUUGAGCGUCUGAAAUGGGGAAACCUCACGCCGGACAUGCAACAGGCGCUUUGCAUGUCUUUUCCUCAUCUCCGAAGUAUCUCCCUCAUCCACGUUAUUUUUCCCAGUUACCAGACCGUCUGCGGAUUUAUGGGUGGUUUUCCAGAGCUCAAGGGCCUCUCGUUAUCAGAUGCUCGUGUACUCACGGCAGGCGAUCACAGCAUGGACUAUAACCGCCGCAGUAUACGACUCAUGGAACUAUCUAUCGUUAGAGCUACGAGUAUCUUUGGGAUCACUUCGGCUGUCAGCCCUAUAUCAUUUAAACACCUUCGCUCGCUCAAAUUCACAUGGAGCAUUCUAAACGAUCUCGGCACUCUCCAGUCUAUACUACUUGCUGCUCGACCGAACCUACAAGAGCUAGUCCUCAACCAAGCGCCCUCAUACGGAGAGAUAGGUCCUGUAACCGAAUUUCCUCGGGACCUGCGGAUCCAAGGUCUGCACCGCCUCCAGGUUGAAAUGUGGGACGGCAACAUGUGGGGAGGAACGCCGGAGUUUGAACACCUGGACGCGUGGAUCGAUAUAUUCAGGUGCUCCGCAGGGCAUGUGCCUCGAGAUGUUUCGUUCCAUCUCUGCCUUUCUAGUAAUGCCGUGGUCGAAAAUCCGGAACAGGGAUUAGGCGCGUGGUCCUCGCUAGACGAGGUUCUCUCCGCUGCAACGGAGUCAUUUGAGUCUUUGUCGGUUGUUAUAUAUGGGAUCCAAAUGGUGGAGGCGGCGCAAUUUAAAGCUGUAUUAGAGACUCAGUUGCCAAGAUUGAAGCACCGUGGAAUGUUGGAUGUCCGGUGUAAAAGCUUCUUGUCGAGAUGAUUCUAGUUCGUUUUCUGUUCUUCUGCUUUGGAUCGUGGCCUCACGUGCAGAAUGCCAGGGAAAGAGCUGUUUGGACGCUUGUAAAUUGACGAUACGCUCAGGACUGAUACGUUAUUCAUAUUCAUAUUCUUUUGUACGUUUGGACUAUUUUACGAUAUCAGCCCGUGACACGACAUGCGAAAUGUCUCGUGUCUUAAGCAACACGGACAAAAGCGCUCAGCUUAAAGAUUGACCCACAUUUCAGCCGUGGUAUAACCAGUCAGCCAAUAUCAACACCGAGUACACAGGUAAGCCUGUAACUUCCUUGACUGCGGUUGUGAAAGGUGGCUGAUGAACAUGCUAAGUGGCUUGAUUAGAAACGAACGGGAUGUCCUAACGUACCAUAUUGGUGCACCUGUUAUCCAGUUUGAUCAGUAUACAAUGUAUUAAAGCGGAGAAGACGAACUCAAAGCAUAUUGCACGUAUU